AUGGCCGCCAAAGUGGAACUCAAGCGAGCUGUCGAUUUUGUAAAAUCUGCAGAGGUCUCUCCAGUGCCUGAUGUUACCGCCAACUUCGAUGCGAUCAGCCAGAAACUACGUUGGUUUGUUCUGCCCUGUGAAGCUGCCGCACAAAUGCGCGGGGAAAUAAACCAACUGGCGAUUUCGACCGGACCCUCUUCACCUUGGAAGCCUGGCACCAUGGAUCCAUGUACGAAUGCAGCAGCGUUUGCUACUUCUCAGAAGAUUUCGCCCUCUCAUCGACCCAAUACAGCUACUGCAGCAUCCCCCACCAACCAUCAGGCCGCCAAGAGCUCAUCACAUGCCACGCAUCAUCGGAGUCUUGUUGGAUCAACAUCUCCGCGCCAUCGUAAUCGAAGGCCUACUUCCUCUUCGCCGCAACAUCUGUUUUCUCUCGCCAGGCCCAUGUCUCCCAAUUUCAGUACCCUUCACAAUGAGCCAAAAUCUCACGCGAAGCAUAAAAACAACUUCCAACAGGAAAACAACAGUCACGCUAAUGAUAGAUCCACUACGAAAAACACCUACCUGACAUUGAAGUCUACUUCCCCCGAUAGCGCAGCGGAAUGGUUGAAUAGUGGAGAUCCUAACGAGUUAGAGGUUGUUCUUAAGGGUUCUAAAGGACCGAAAGUUCUCUCAUCUUUCACCAAAGUUUCGGUUAGCAACGAGAGGGUUGAGAGAACAUCAUGGCAGCGUCCUUUCAAACAACUCUACAGGGCAUUUAUUAAAGUCAUCAAGUACUUUGAUAUUAUCCAUCUAGGAGAUCGUGUACUAGUUUGUCUGUCUGGAGGAAAGGAUAGCCUUUCCUUGUUGCACUGUAUGCAUGCCUACCAGGAAGCGUGUCUGCGGUGUCCUGAUUACCCUUUCUUCGAAAUCGGUGCUGUCACCGUCGACCCCGGUAGCUCGGCCUUUGACCCACGACCUCCCAUCCCGUAUCUAGCAGAGUUGGUUGUGAAAUAUUUCUUCGAACGACAAAGUAGGCCUUAG
This is a messenger RNA of Hydatigera taeniaeformis, 1014 nucleotides long. NCBI's taxonomy places the organism in Eukaryota, Metazoa, Platyhelminthes, Cestoda, Cyclophyllidea, Taeniidae. The record is from the annotation of a GenBank genome assembly.